Messenger RNA from Lucilia cuprina (Australian sheep blowfly), 575 nucleotides. It is a transcript of the gene Lamtor2, whose product is annotated as ragulator complex protein LAMTOR2 homolog. The record is from RefSeq and is a predicted model, not a curated record. Gene Ontology annotation, molecular function: molecular adaptor activity; guanyl-nucleotide exchange factor activity. NCBI's taxonomy places the organism in Eukaryota, Metazoa, Arthropoda, Insecta, Diptera, Calliphoridae. The coding region runs from base 94 to 477 and encodes 127 amino acids. Gene Ontology annotation, biological process: cellular response to amino acid stimulus; positive regulation of TOR signaling. The transcript has 3 exons. Gene Ontology annotation, cellular component: Ragulator complex.
CAACACCAAUCAGCUGUUUUUUAUCUCCAAUAUUUUAUGUUUACAUUUUUUGGAUUCUUAGAAGGAACUUUAAAUAAACUUAUUAAUUGAAAGAUGUUAAAACCAAAGGCGUUAACGCAAGUUCUUAGUCAAGCCAAUACUGGCGGUGUCCAAAAUACUUUGCUUCUAAGCCAAGAAGGCGCUUUACUGGCUUAUUCGGGUUAUGGUGAUAAAGAUAAGGAUGCUCGUGUAACUGCAGCAAUAGCAAGCAAUAUUUGGGCAGCAUAUGAAAAGCAUGGACGAAAUGCCUUCCGAGAAGAUCGUUUACAAUUCGUAUUAUUAGACUGCGAAUGUGGCCAUGUAGCAAUAACAAAGGUUGCUAGUAUACUGUUGUGUCUUUAUGCUAAGGAAAAUGUUGGUCUCGGCCUUCUAAAACAAAAAGCCAUGGCUCUUGCUGCUUACCUUGAAGGACCACUCAAGCAGAUUGCGGCAUCAUAAAAAAUACACACAACGAAUGCAAUCAAGUACAUUUUAUUAUUAUUUUUAAUUAAAAAUGAGAGAAUGUGUAGCAAUAAAUAAUUGAUAUACAUACAUAC